Esox lucius (northern pike) is the source of this 2366-nucleotide messenger RNA. It is a transcript of the gene slc35a5, whose product is annotated as solute carrier family 35 member A5. Gene Ontology annotation, cellular component: Golgi membrane. NCBI's taxonomy places the organism in Eukaryota, Metazoa, Chordata, Actinopteri, Esociformes, Esocidae. Bases 16 to 1527 code for a protein of 503 amino acids. Gene Ontology annotation, biological process: pyrimidine nucleotide-sugar transmembrane transport. The transcript is spliced from 10 exons. Gene Ontology annotation, molecular function: pyrimidine nucleotide-sugar transmembrane transporter activity. The record is from RefSeq and is a predicted model, not a curated record.
UUUCCAAACGUUUAUAUGCAGAACCAUCGGACAUCCAAGUCUUUCCUCCGUCAAUCCAACAUCAUGUCACUCUUAAGAAGAGCGACCACUGUUUCAUGCCCACUGCGCUUGCGCGCUUCCAGGUCUACCAGGAAACAAACGCGAAGUAGGAAUACAAGCGGUAAUGCGAUUCGCGGACUGUCAGAAGUAGUAGAAGAGGAGCCCAGCGUUUGCGUGGUGGUUCUAGACACGGCCCCAUCCAUGGCGUGCUGCCAGCAGAGCCCCGGGCUGUGUCGCCACUUGUCGACCUACACUCUGGCUCUGGGCCUCGGCUUCGUCACCCUGGGCACCUCCCGCGUCGUACUGCUCAAGAUGUCCGCCAACGCACACAACAAGUACGACUUCCUGCCCGCGUCUGUGAACCUGCUGGCUGAGGGUCUCAAGCUCGUCUUCUGUCUGGCCAUGUCGCUCAGGGUCAUGGUGCGCGAGGGCCGUUCCUGUCGAGAGCUGCGCUGCUCCUCGGUCCUGUCCUUCCUGACUUUCAUGAAGUGGUCGGUCCCAGCCUUCCUUUACUUCCUGGAUAACCUCAUCAUCUUCUACGUCAUGACCUACCUACAGCCCGCCAUGGCCGUAUUGUUCUCCAACUUUGUCAUCCUGACCACAGCCAUCCUGUUCAGACUUGUGCUGAAGAGACGCCUGUCCUGGGUUCAGUGGGCUUCCCUGCUUAUCCUCUUCCUGUCCAUUGUCUCCUUGACCCAGGGGUCAGGAGGUAGCCACAAGGCCAUUGCGAUGCCAGGUCUCCGCCCCCGGCCCUUCUCCCGGCCCAGCAACAGCUGUCUGCUCUACACACAACUGAAGGAGCAGCAAAGGAUCGACAGUAACUCCUCCACGUGGGGCUCGGGGCUCCCCGGCCAGGCGGAGGAGUGGCGGGGGAAGAUGAUGGGGAGCACCCACUCCCUGGGCGUGGGCCACAUUCUCCUGGUGCUCCAGUGUUUCAUCUCCUCCAUGGCCAACAUUUACAACGAGAAGAUCAUAAAGGAGGGCGAUCAGCUCCAAGAGAGCGUCUUCAUCCAGAACAGCAGGCUGUACUUGUUUGGCAUAUUGUUUAACGGGCUGCUGCUGGGCGUCGGAAGCGAGACCCGGGGCGUAGUGGUCCACUGUGGUGUCCUCUAUGGUCACAAUGUGUACUCGCUGGCACUGGUGGUUGUCACUGCUGCCCUGGGCCUGUCGGUGGCGUUCAUCCUGAAGUUCAGAGACAACAUGUUCCAUGUGCUGACGGGGCAGAUUACCACGGUCCUGGUCACCACUCUGUCCCUCUUCCUCUUCCAAUUCCGCCCCUCGCUGGACUUCUUCCUGCAGGUGCCCGUGGUUCUGCUCGCCAUCUUCGUGUACAACGCCAGCCGGCCCGUGGACCCGGAGUACGUCAUGCAGCGAGCCAAGCUGCGUGUCAUCAACGGAGAAGUUCUGCAUAGGUCGAGAGGGGAUGGGGAGGAGCUUGAGAGGCUGACCAAGACCAGUACAGACAGCGAAUCAGAGGUGUCUAUCUAGCUACCCAGUUUCACAUCACCAUGUCUCAACCGUGUCACAUCAUCCCAAUGUCUGGCAUCAAAUCUUGGUCUGUGACAUCAGAAUGGAAAUUUUUCUGUGUUAUGACACCAGGCCAGCAUGGCCUAGAAUGUCUUCGGAAGGCCGGGUUCUGUGAUAUCACAAUGAACAUGGAGUUCUGCUGGGCCUACUCAUGGAUAUAAAGCAGGAGAUUGGAAUCUGAUGCCAUCUUACCUGGGACCAGUUCUGGAAUUAAAGCUACUCAGCAUCACCAUGUCAUGGUCACAUUUUAUUGGUGAUGCAGCAAGCGCCUGAUUAGUUUAGUAAUAUUUUAAGAUGUUUAUUUUAAAGCUCUUUAAUUGACGAAAGUUAAGGCUAAUUAAAAAGCAAGACUCCGGUAAUGCGGUCAACACUUUCUAAUCUGAUUGUUAAUAUCGGAAAACUUAUUAAGACAUGUUAAUGGUGUGUCAAAGGCUACACUCCUUAGCAUCCAACUUAAGAAUGAGGCACGUGGCUAUGUGUGUUUUGUGAUCUGAAAGCCCUUUCAAAGUGGAGAAAUGAUCUGCCAUUUGUGCUGUGUCUCUACUGAUGCUGGUUUAGAACCGGUUCCAGGUUAUUUUCUCCAUUGUCAUGUAUAGGGGCUCUAUGACAUAUUGUGUUGAAGUGUCUGUGGGUCUACUGUACUGUGAUGAUGCAAUAACCUGUUGUAUGUCAUUCAGAAACGUGCCUGAAAUGCUCCGCAUGCCGUGUUCUAUAUACGGUAUGUUUUUGUACUUAAAAUAAAGCUGUUCAUGUCAUUGACAGAGUGGUGGGGGUCAAUGCCUUGCCUGUCAAUCACUGUA